AUGCAAUUAGUAUCAAAUGAUAGUCGCAAGGAAGAUAUAACAGAAUGUGAGCCCAUCUUAUGUCAGUCGGACAUUUCACAGAGACCCACAGAAUCUUCAUCCUCAUGUGAAAUUACAGCUGUGCAAGGUGAUUUUGCUGCUAAUGAUGAAGAGUCACAAAAUCUGGAUGUCGAUGAAAAUUCGAAGUUGGUGAAUCCCGAGCACCCACAAUGCCGUAUUUGCCUUGAUACUGAAGAAGGGGAAGACUUAAUUGCUCCAUGCCAUUGCAGAGGUACUCAGAAGUAUGUCCAUAGAUCAUGUCUUGAUAAUUGGAGGUCAACAAAGGAGGGCUUUGCUUUUGCUCAUUGUACAGAAUGCAGGGCAGUGUUCAUAUUACGAGCAAAUGUCCCUCCCGACCGCUGGUGGUUGAGAUUGAAAUUCCAGUUCCUUGUUGCUAGAGACCAUGCAUUUAUUUUCAUUAUUGUGCAGCUGAUUGUGGCAUUCUUGGGAGUGAUGGUAUACAAAUUUUAUGGAGAUGAACUAAGGGAGAUGUUUGGUUAUGAGGAGCACCCAUAUGGGUUUUACACUAUGGCUGUUUUAGCUAUUGUUUUGGUGGGGUUGCUUUACGGCUUCUUCAUAGCCAUAAUAUGUGGACAGAGAAUCAAUGAACGGCAUUACCAUGUUCUUGCCAAACAAGAAUUAACAAAGGAAUAUGUUGUAGAAGACCGAGAAAAUAAUAAGAAUGCCCCCGAGUUAGACCCCAGUCAUGUGACAGAGCUUAGAAUGUUGGGCCUUUAUUAG
Prunus armeniaca (apricot) is the source of this 780-nucleotide messenger RNA. Lineage: Eukaryota; Viridiplantae; Streptophyta; Magnoliopsida; Rosales; Rosaceae. The record is from the annotation of a GenBank genome assembly.